CAUACUCCAGGUCUGUGCACCCUCUUCAUUCUCUACUAGUCUUCACAUAGCCAGGCAUCAUGUCCAGGGUGGCCAAGUACCGGCGCCAGGUGAGCGAGGACCCGGACAUUGACAACUUGCUGUCCACUUUGUCCCCGGAGGAGAUGGAGCAGCUGGAGCAGGAGUUGGAUGCCGGGGACCCGGACGCUGGCUUGUCUGCGGGGCUGCGCAGGGACCAGACCGAGAGAGCAUCCAGCCAGAGGGAGGCAGAGAAGGAGAGGUUGAACGAAAAAAUAGAACAGUGUAUGGCCAGCUUUAAAAGUGAAAAAUCUUCACAGAAGACACAAGAAGAGAAAAAGAAGGAAGAAAGGGGAAAAGAGCCUGGGACUGGAAAAGAGCCUAGGACUGGAAAAGAGCUUGGGACUGGAAAAGAGCCAGGCCCAACCAAAACACCAGAAGACCAGACUAAGGGAAAAAAAGACACAGACAAACCAAAAGAUGAUCGUGUUAGCAAAAUGAGGGAGAGAUUUAGACAAGAAAAAAAUAUUAGUGCAGUGGAGAAGGAAAAGCAGGAGAAGACUCCAUCUAAAAAGCAGGAAGAAGAAAAGGGUGCAAAGCAAACAGUAAAGGAUAAAGCAGUAAAGGAAAGCACCGAAGAGAAAGCAGAAAAAGUUGUUGGUAAGACUGAAAAGAAGGAAAUGGCAAAGCUUCAGUCUGAAAAUAAAGUGGACAAAAAAACAGUUCCCGACAAGACUCAGGAGAAACAAGAUAAAGCAGAAAGAGUCCAAGCUAAUAAAAAUAUCUCAGAGGAGAAACUACUAGCUGAUCAAGACAAGAAGAAUGCAAAGGAUUCAAGCCAGCAGAAGACUGAAAAUGGUGCUAAGAACACAACAGAAGAGAAUAAGGAUGAUGAUGCAUCAAAACUCUUUGAUGAACUUCUAGAGAAAGUGAAAAAUAAUGAAGCAGAAUUGACGGAGCUCAACCUUAACAAUUCAGAAUGCAUUACCAUAGACACCCUAAUGAGUUUUACAGAGGCCUUAGAGUUUAACACUGUAGUGAAGAUAUUUUCUUUAGCUAACACACGUGCUGAUGACCACAUUGCUUUGGCCAUUGCUGUUUUGCUCAAAUCCAACAAAACCAUCAUUAGUAUCAAUCUGGACUCCAACCACAUUACUGGCAAAGGUAUACUGGCCAUUUUCAGAGCUUUGCAGCACAAUGAUACACUGACAGAACUACGCUUCCAUAAUCAACGUCACAUAUGUGGAGGGAAAUCUGAGAUGGAGAUAGCAAAGAUGCUGAAGGAGAACACUACUCUGUUAAAACUCGGGUACCAUUUUGAGCUGGCUGGUCCCCGCAUGACUGUCACCAAUUUGCUUAGUCGUAACAUGGACAAGCAAAGGCAGCGUAGAAUGGCAGAACAGAAAGCAUUAAAGGAGGCUGAGAGCAAAAAGAACUGUUUGGAAGUACCCAAGGUCAUUCCCCCUCCAAAAGAACCCUCAAAACCAGCAAAACAAGUUCCAAACAAGGUUAAAAAGGAUACUUCCAAAAAGGAUGGAGUACCUGUUCCACCUCCUCCACCUCCACCAAUGGCACCCCUGGCACCACCUCUUGAGAACAUUAGGAAUUCUUUGUCCCCUGCAUCUCGGAGAAGGAUAGAGGAGAAGCCAGGGCCUGCAGAGACGAACACGAGAGACAAACUGCUGGAAUCAAUUAGGUCAAGUAGUAAGAAACAGCUAAAAAAGGUGGAGGUGCCAAAAUGGCUGAAAUAAACAGACAAGCAAGGCUUACCAAAGGGAGCAUUUCCUCUCGUCAUGAACAACUUAAGCAUACCCAUUUGUUUUCUCCAUCCACACCAGUUUUUUGAUGCUUCUUAGGGGCUACUUGCAGCCUCGGCUACCUUCGCUACCCGACAUUCCUUAUAAAUGCAUUUCUUUAUUUUUUCUGGGGGUCUGACGGCUGUUUAUCAGAGACAGGAAAAGGGAUUUCACAGGAGCACAUACCAAGGGCUACAGAUAUGAAAAUGAAUAUGAACAGUAUUUUCUAAGACUGCAUUCCAUUAUAAUUUAAUA
Molecule: messenger RNA, 2048 nt
Organism: Nanorana parkeri
Lineage: Eukaryota; Metazoa; Chordata; Amphibia; Anura; Dicroglossidae
Gene: LMOD1
Product: leiomodin 1
Exons: 5
Coding region: 60-1748 (562 amino acids)
Biological process (GO): pointed-end actin filament capping; myofibril assembly; muscle contraction
Cellular component (GO): myofibril; striated muscle thin filament
Molecular function (GO): tropomyosin binding; actin binding
Source: RefSeq, a predicted model, not a curated record